AGUGUCGCACAUCUUCAUCCGUCCCUUCUCCGAAAUCGCAGCGAGACCUGGCUCUGCCGUCCUGCCCGUCUUCCUCCACUCCCGUUCCUGCUCUGCCAGGCUCAGAUGAGCUGGCAUCUUACAGAUACAAGAGCAGAGGAGAGACUGCUUCUGAACACCUCAAACAAGAGUUCACUGACAGAAGGAGGUCACUGAAUUUUUACGUACACAGGCACCACAAUCAUGGCACCAAUCAGCACAGAUCUAGUAGGCUGGGCGGUCACGGAGCAACCAGCGGCUGCGUUUCUCUCCAUAGUCGUCCUGUUUAUCGUUAGCAUCGCGCUUCUCGUUCUUUGUGCAAGCUGUAAAAAACAUUCAUUUGAGUUAGAAAGCAGCAAGACAGCACCCGAGGAGAAAAAAUCAUCAACACUUGUGAGCGUGGCAAAAAUGGACAAUUCAAGUGGUGCCAGACACAACCCUGCUGUUAAUGACAUCACAGAAGAUGAAAUCGGUUUAGAGGCUGUGGAAGGUGGGGCUGCGUACAGACCCUGGAGAAGCCACACUCUUACUCACGGUUCAACUUUACCAGCUCAAAUAAAUGGCAGCGUUGGCACAACGAAUGAGCGUUCUGUAACACUUCAAUCUAUCUAAGAAAAUAUGACAAAAAUAGUGUCGCUGCCGUAGGCCUAACACCACCAACUCUGAAUGAUGGAAACAAGCCUGCAGACAGUUUCACCAUCUUUAUUAUGCAACCUGAAAUGCUUAUACUAAACACAACCCUUCACUGUUUGGAGAAAAAAAAAAAUUCUGUAUUCCUCUGGAGCCAGGCUGAGGUCCUGCUUUGUGGAAUUGACUCCCAUAAGUGCUACUUUGAAACUAUAGGAACUAUAGGAGCCCCUGAUCUGUCCCUCAUCAUUGACUGGUCUGAUUCAAAGCUGAAUCCUUAUGCAGAGAUUCAGACAAGAAUGGUUGGUGUCCCUCAGGAGAGGAAGCCUGAUCUUCUGGCCACACCUGUUGUGUCAAAUAGGGAUCUCUAUUCAGGUGGUCACAGAUUAAAUGCAGCACAAGCAAGAAAAUCAGGUGUCGCAUCUCUGUUUGAAGAAGAGGUGAAAAUGAGAGACCCAAAAAAGAAAAGAAGAUUUUCCUUUUAUCUUCUUCUAAUGAAGCCCAGUAUUGUGACAUUAUUCUGUAUUAAUUUUCAUUCUUAUUAGGGGUGCAAUAAAGACUUUAUCUCUCA
Molecule: messenger RNA, 1216 nt
Organism: Labeo rohita (rohu)
Lineage: Eukaryota; Metazoa; Chordata; Actinopteri; Cypriniformes; Cyprinidae
Exons: 8
Coding region: 223-630 (135 amino acids)
Source: RefSeq, a predicted model, not a curated record